UUUCUAUGGUGGGCAGUGAUGUUGUGAACGAAAGUUAGAAAGAUUGAAGUUCCUUUUUCCUAUUCUGUAGACAUUCCUUGAACGCAUCUUUAGGGAAGUAGCUCGCGGCACUGACAUGACAACGCUGAGUUUGAACCAUCGCUCUGUCGCACUGACUUGAGUCACGCUCCACGUUCAGCUCCACCUUAACGCAGGCUUCAUCCUAUUGACGUGGGACUGAGCCAUGGCCAGUGUCCAGAUCCGUAAAUACCGGGAUGAGGAUGCAGAGGCUGUGAAGGAGCUCUUCACCCUGGGGAUGAGUGAGCAUGUGCCGUCCUCCUUCAUGCACCUGCUGAAGCAGCCGCUGACCCAGCUGGUGCUGAUGGUGCUGGUCUGCGCUCUGCUCACGAGCUCCAAGUCCUUCCUGCUGCCCAUCCUGGCUGCCACCCUGUUUUUGGCCGCGUCCCGGCAGUCCGUCGUCUUCAUGUUUAACAGAUACAUCGACGCCUCCAUCAAGGACGACCUCGGCAACAUCAGCGAGACGUACCUGAAGCGGAAGGAGUCGUGCUUCUGGGUGGCGGAGAGCGAGGGGCGGCUGGUGGGCACGGUGGGCUGCCUCCCUGCCGCCGCGGCGCCCGCGUGCCUGGAGCUGAAGCGCCUGUGCGUGUGCCGCAGCCACCGCGGAAUGGGCAUCGCCAAGGCCCUGUGUGCGACGGUGGCCGAGCACACGCGCCACAGCGGCUUCGCGGCCGUGCAGCUGCAGACGUCUGUGGUGCAGACGGACGCUCAGAAGCUGUAUGAGAACCUGGGCUACGUCAGAACAAAGGAGUUUAGUGCCCCUGGGUUUAUUGCCAGUGUCCUGAACUUUACUCUGUUUGAGUACAGAUUGGAUUUAGACACCGACAGGAAAAGUGACUGAUACUUAUACACAUUUCAGGGCAGCUGAGCCAUCGGUCGUCCUUUCAUAUUUAUACAUUACUUCAGGCAACACACACUCAGGAUCACGCACACGCGAGACACACUUGCAGUAUCAGAUCAGACUUCUUCCUUGUUACAGGCACAGCUUCAUCUUUAAUCACUGUUGAAUUAUGAAUAUUCACUAACCCUGCAGUCAGUCUUGAAUUAUUUGUGUUGAAGUUACUGAAAGCUGUGAUUAUUUGAUUUUGUAAAAUGAAGUUGUUUAAACAUACUUUGAAUAAACUGCUUGCAUCUAUGA
Betta splendens (Siamese fighting fish) is the source of this 1195-nucleotide messenger RNA. RefSeq names its product N-acetyltransferase 8 (gene nat8). Bases 224 to 898 code for a protein of 224 amino acids. The transcript is spliced from 2 exons. Gene Ontology annotation, molecular function: N-acetyltransferase activity. Lineage: Eukaryota; Metazoa; Chordata; Actinopteri; Anabantiformes; Osphronemidae. The record is from RefSeq and is a predicted model, not a curated record.